This is a messenger RNA of Cynocephalus volans (Philippine flying lemur), 2218 nucleotides long. RefSeq names its product jumonji domain containing 8 (gene JMJD8). Bases 88 to 1032 code for a protein of 314 amino acids. NCBI's taxonomy places the organism in Eukaryota, Metazoa, Chordata, Mammalia, Dermoptera, Cynocephalidae. The record is from RefSeq and is a predicted model, not a curated record. The transcript has 9 exons. Gene Ontology annotation, cellular component: cytoplasm.
UGUCGGGGCUGCUGUCACCCGCGCGCCGCGCGCCGGCCUGUCGAGCGCCAGGAGACGGGUGGGGGCCUUCGGGCGGGUGAUGUCGCUAUGGUGACCGGCAGGGGCCUUCCGGAAAUGGCACUUCCGGGGCGGGUCGCGGGAGCCCACUUCCGGGCCGCUCCGGGGCCAGCCGUUGCCUCGACGACGCGGAGUCCAGCGCUGCGCGGCAGGCGGGGCGGCGGGCUCAUGGCGCUUCUGCUCCGGGCGCUGGCCACGCUAGCGGCGCUGGCGGCGCUGUCUCGGCCCGGCUCCGGGGAUGCGGGCGACGGGGGGUGGCGGCGGGGCGGGCCGGGGGCGCCGGCGGCCGUGGCGGAAGAGGACCGCUGUACCGUAGAGCGCCGAAGCGACCUCAGCUACGCCGAGUUCGUGCAGCAUUACGCCUUCCUGAGGCCUGUCAUUUUGCCGGGGCUUACGGAUAACUGGAAGUUCCGGGCCCUGUGUUCCCGCGAAAGGCUGCUGGCCUCGUUCGGGGACAGCGUGGUCCGACUGAGCACUGCCAACACCUACUCCUACCAGAAAGUGGAUCUGCCCUUCCAGGAAUAUGUGGAGCAGCUGCUGCAUCCUCAGGAUCCCUCCUCCCUGGGCAAUGAUACCCUGUACUUCUUUGGGGACAAUAACUUCACUGAAUGGGCAUCACUUUUUCGGCACUACUCCCCACCCCCAUUUGGUCUACUAGGUACUGCUCCUGCUUACAGCUUUGGAAUUGCAGGAGCCGGCUCUGGGGUGCCCUUCCACUGGCACGGGCCAGGUUACUCGGAGGUGAUCUACGGCCGUAAGCGUUGGUUUCUCUACCCACCUGAGAAGACACCACAGUUCCACCCCAACAAGACCACGCUGGCCUGGCUCCAGGACACGUACCCAGCCCUGGCGCCAUCUGCACGGCCCUUGGAGUGUACAAUCCGGCCUGGUGAGGUGCUGUAUUUUCCUGACCGCUGGUGGCACGCAACGCUCAACCUCGACACCAGUGUCUUCAUCUCUACUUUUCUCGGCUAGCCAGAGCAGGCGACUAGCAAGCCUGUCACAUACCAGCACAUGUCCAUGUAGCACUCACAGACUUUAUUAUAGGGACAGUGGUGGCAGCAGCAGCUUCAGUCCAACCCACCCUCACCUGCUUUUCCAGCUCAGGGGGAACAGGGGAGGCCCGUAGCCCAGCAAGGGCUAUGCUGAGAUGGGGAGCAGUCCACAGCCCAAUAGCAGAACUGAAGGGGUGGGGCCCAGGGACAGACUAUGUACAGGAAUUGGGGGCUUCUACCCCAGUGCCCUCCUGGGCCAGGGCACUGGGCAUACCAGGAUUGGGGGCGGGGGCUCAGUAGUCCUCCACCCAGCCGUUUUCAGAGAUGAAUGCAUCGAUGACCUCCUUCAUGGCCAGGUUGGGGAUGAGCUGUUCCUGCGUUAGGGGGCUCCGAGUCACUGGGUCAAAGUGGCCCACACGCUGUAGUGAUAACAGGAUUAGAGGGCAUUCAGUGGGCCCAAGGCCACAGUGUUGGUCCUGCUCCCAUGGGCCCUCACCUGCAGGUGCUCCUCGAUGUCCUUGCGGUCAUAGGUGAUGCCACUUGGUGUGAUGCAGGGCUCACGCAUCAGCUCAAAGCUGAUCUUACCACACAGGUAGUCAGGGAUGUCUCGCUUCUGUAGCAAACAGGGACAGGGUCAGGGACCAGGAAGAGAACACUGCCCCAGCCUGUAACCCACAGGCUACUUCAGGGAGUAGACACUCACCUUUCUCUUCUCAUCCACCUGAGAGAAGAGCUCAUCCAUGUCCGCCAUAUACUUGUCCUACAAAAAUUGAGCACUACAUAUGGGUGGGACACCCCAUCUCCCUUCUCCAUCCAUACACAGACCCAUCACAGGCAGGGGCACCCUCAUGUCACACACACACAGGCAGGCUGGGGGCACCCUCACAUCACAGACACGCACAGAGACCCACAUGUGGGCCAGGGGCACCCUCACGUGCUUGGCCUCAAUGCAGGCCUGCUGGGCCCGGACAUGGCUAUCGUCCUCGUCACGCUCGUGGUUCCGCUGGCACUCUUCCAGCUCCCUGGAGGUUGACCAGGAGCUGGUCAGAGAUGGACCUGGCCAGAUGUUAGGCCCCACCCCAGCCUCAAGGCUAAUGUUCAGGCCUCUUCUCCCUCAAUUUCCUGUUGGCCAGUGUUGGCCUUCAAUAAACACUUGUGUUGGUGAC